AUGGUCCUCACAAUGAGAUCUUCGCUUGGAAGCAAUUCCUUGAAGUUUGCGCGCUCAAUUGCUCGCUCUCCCCGCUUCCAUGUCUCUCCGGCUCCUCGAUUCCAAAGAAACCUCAGCGCAGGAGACGACUCGACCAAUGUGUGGAAGCUAACGCAAGAGGACCAGGCGCGGUACUGGCAAGGGUACCUCUCCACGCGGCCCAAAUACAACGAAUCCUUCUACGACCUCAUCUACCAAUACCAUGCCGCCCAGUCCAAGAACCCCUCGUUUGACGUCGCCCACGACGUCGGCGCCGGACCAGGGCAGGUGGCGGAGAAGCUGGCGCUGAAGUUCCAGCACGUCGUCGUGAGCGACAACAACGCCAACCACGUCGACUAUGCCCGCUACGCCCUCUCGAAGACCGACGUCCCCGCCUCGCGGUUCUCCUACGACGUCGCGCUGGGCGAGGAGCUCGAAGCCAAGUACCCGCCUGCGUCAGCGGACCUGAUCGUCUGCGCGCUGAUGUUCCCACUCAUGGACACGGCGACGGCCCUGCGCAGCUUCCGCACCGUCCUAAACCAAAACGGCACCCUGGCCAUCUGGUUCUACGGGCGGGCACACUUCUCGGAACCCGAGUACGCCGCCUCCUGCCAGCCCGUCCUCGACGCCAUCAUCAACCACCACUUCGGCGGUGUCAUCAAGGGCGGCGGGCCCGAGCACACCGCGGGGUGGAAGCGCGCCGCGGACGGCAUCGCCAGCUGGCUCGACUACAUCCCCUUCGCGGAGGAGGAGUGGAAGUCCGUGCAGCGACACAAGUGGAACACGGAGUGGACGCAGCUGGGCUUUUUCGGGCAAGACGCGUGCAACUUCCCCGUGGAACCGACCAGCCAGGUCAAGGACGGCGAGACGGUUAUUGAACGGCAGGACCGUGAUCUCUGGCGGAAGGAUUGGAAUCUGGCGCAGCUGCGUCAGUUCGUGCAGCAUAUCUUCCCGUUCAAUGGGACCGAUGAGGACCCUGUGAAGCCGCUGUGGGCGGAGUUGGAGAAGAGGAUGGGUGGUGCGCAGGCUCAACGGUCGUUCUCGUGGCCUGUGGUUCUGGUUUUGGCGUCGAAGAAGUAA
Messenger RNA from Aspergillus steynii IBT 23096, 1098 nucleotides. Its product is annotated as class I SAM-dependent methyltransferase. The transcript is spliced from 2 exons. Gene Ontology annotation, molecular function: S-adenosylmethionine-dependent methyltransferase activity. NCBI's taxonomy places the organism in Eukaryota, Fungi, Ascomycota, Eurotiomycetes, Eurotiales, Aspergillaceae. The record is from RefSeq and is a predicted model, not a curated record. The coding region runs from base 1 to 1098 and encodes 365 amino acids.